Molecule: messenger RNA, 1033 nt
Organism: Arabidopsis arenosa
Lineage: Eukaryota; Viridiplantae; Streptophyta; Magnoliopsida; Brassicales; Brassicaceae
Source: the annotation of a GenBank genome assembly
UCAAGAAGAGAAACACACACCUCCCCUAAAAUUCUUAUCUUAUAUUUUCUUGAGAUAAGGCAAAAAUCAUGGCAGAGGCGUCUAGUUUAGUGGGGAAGCUUGAGACAGAAGUUGAGAUCAAAGCUUCGGCUGGAAAGUUCCAUCACAUGUUCGUCGAGAGACCACACCAUGUCUCCAAAGCAACUCCAGGCAAAAUUCAGGGAUGUGAUCUACACGAAGGCGACUGGGGCAAAGUCGGCUCUAUCGUCAUCUGGAACUACGUUAUUGGCAAGAUCGAGGCAGUGGAGCCGGAGAAGAACUUGAUCACGUUCAAGGUUAUAGAAGGUGAUCUGAUGAAAGAGUACAAGAGCUUUGUGAUCACAAUCCAAGUGACCCCUAAGCAUGGAGGGUCAGGAAGUGUGGUCCACUGGCACUUCGAGUAUGAGAAAAUGAACGAGGAGGUAGAUCAUCCUGAGAAUCUCCUUCAGUUUGCAGUCGAAAUGAGCGUAGUUCUUCUCAAUGCCAUUACAACUGUGUAUGCUAAGGACAAGUCCUUGCCUCUUCUUGGCUAUGAGACAUGUGUCGUUGCUCUCUUUUCUAUGGGACCUGGUCUACUUGUCUUCCAAGAUUAUGACUCAUCUUCCUGGUCUGCUUUAUGGUCCACAUCCACUCAGACGUGUGAUGUAUCUGCCAGUGAGACUGCAAUGAUCUAUGGUUUGGAGCCUCUCUGGGGUGCAGGGUUUGCAUGGUUCAUCCUUGGUGAGAGGUGGGGAACGGCUGGUUGGAUCGUAGCUGCCCUUGUGCUAGUACUGUAACUUCAAGAAUUGACCCAUCUAGUUCUUUUUUCGUUUUCUAGAUGUUAUCCAAAUCUGAUAAGUGACAACACAAGUCCAAGAUGGUAUCUACUUGUCAUUUUCUCUGUCACUCUUAUGUGUUUGAUGAUUGAUCCUUGAAAGGUUUCUAAGUUUCUUUACCUCACAAUCUUGGUCUGAAUCCAGUGUAUUCAAGGUUAUGUAGCAGUUGUUGCAUUGAUAAGUAAAAUGAUCUGAUAGGC